AUGGAAGACGCGCUUUCGGUGUAUACGCGGCCUUAUAAUAAGGAACAACCCGUCGUCUGCCUGGACGAAAAAACCAAAGAACUUCACGCCACGCCGCGUGGUCGGAUUGCCCCGCAACCCGAAAAGCCCGCCCGCGAAGACUACGAAUACAAGCGCAACGGCACGCGCAAUUUGUUCCUUGCGGUUGAACCGUUGCGCGGGUGGCGCAAAGUGCGGGUGACACAGCGGCGAACCGCGCUGGACUUUGCCGAGCAACUACGGCAGUUGGUCGAGGAAGAUUAUCCCCACGCCAAGCAGAUUGUUUUGCUCACAGAUAACCUCAACACCCAUACGCCCGCCUGUCUGUAUGAGGCGUUUGCUCCGGCGCAGGCGCGAACCAUUGCCGCCAAACUGGAGUGGCAUUAUACGCCCGAACAUGGCAGUUGGCUGAACAUGGCAGAAUGUGAACUGUCGGUCUUGGGCAAACAGUGCCUGAACCGGCGCAUUGCCGACGCCGACACGCUGGAGCGCGAAGCGGCAGCGUGGGAACGCGAGCGUAACGCGCAGAAUGUUACGAUUGAGUUUGUCGGGGAGAAGCCGAAAAGGAAAUCUAUCGGGCUUCGCUCCCUUUGUAAAACUUGUGUUCUGCGGGAAAAGCCCCGCGCAAAACAAAAAAAACCGCCUGCCCGCCGUUUUUCACGCGCUUUGGAGACAAAUACGCCUGCCAUCGACCUAUCCCACCGUCAGCGAGUGUAA
Bacidia gigantensis is the source of this 735-nucleotide messenger RNA. RefSeq lists its product as uncharacterized. The coding region runs from base 1 to 735 and encodes 244 amino acids. The transcript has a single exon. The record is from RefSeq and is a predicted model, not a curated record. NCBI's taxonomy places the organism in Eukaryota, Fungi, Ascomycota, Lecanoromycetes, Lecanorales, Ramalinaceae.